CAGGGCUGGGCGAGGGUCUGCUUGAAGGCCAGCCGGCGCCAUGUGGGUCUUGCUGUUCUUCCUGGGGGUCUUCUUGCACCAGGGGGGUCUUGCCCAGCUCUGGCCCCCUCCACGGACGGAGGGUCAAGCGGACACUCCCCAGGCCGUGAGGGUCACCUGCGAGCCCCACCGUGUGGUCGUGUCUGCCCACCGGGACCUCUUUGGGGUGGGCAGGCUGGUGGCCCCCGCCGACCUGGCCCUGGGGGUGGCCCGGUGCCGCCCGGCCGCCUUUGACCCCGUGGCCAACCAGGUGGUCUUUGAGGCCGGCCUCCACGAAUGCGGCAGCACCGUCCAGAUGACUCCAGACUUGCUGAUCUACCGGACCAGCCUCUUCUAUACUCCCUCUCUGGCCCACAACCCCAUCAUCACCAGGACCAACGCGGCCGAGAUCCCCAUCGAGUGUCACUACCCCAGGAAGGGCAACCUCACCAGCCGAGCCAUCCGGCCCACCUGGGCUCCGUUCCGGUCUACCAUAUCGGCCGAAGCAAGGUUGAGAUUUUCAUUACGACUGAUGAAAGACGACUGGAGUGCGGAGAGGACCUCGACCCAUUUCCAGCUUGGAGAGACCCUGCGGCUUCAGGCCAACGUCCGUUCCGAAAACCACGUGCCCCUGAGGCUUUUCGUGGACAGCUGCUUGGCCGGAUCGAGUCCUGAAGGAAUCUCAGCAGCCCAAUAUGCCAUUGUCGACUCUCAUGGGUGCCUGGUAGACGGGCGGCAGGACUCGGUCUCCUCCGCCUUCCUCUCCCCUCGGACCCAGGAAGAGUCUUUGCGGUUUACGGUGGACGCUUUCAGAUUUUCCGGCGACCCUACCAAUCUGAUCUACAUCACCUGCCGCUUGAAAGUCACUCCGGCUGAGCAAGCGCCGGACGAAGUAAACAAAGCAUGUUCAUAUAGUGCGGAAACCAACAGCUGGGUCCCUGUGGAAGGCGCCCGGGGCAUCUGCCUUUGCUGCGAGAGCCAGAGCUGUGGGCGGGCUUUGAGGCUUCAGUCCCAUCGCUUGAACCCCAGGUUCGAAAUGAGUUGGCAAAGAAGCCUGCCAGUGGGGACGGACGCUGGCCACGCUCGCCUGGUCCUGGGCCCGAUCCUGGUCUCCGAUGCCCACGAGGGAGUCCCUGCAGAAGAGGAAGAGGAGGACGGAGGCGAUGACGACAACGAGAUGGUGCUGGAGGAGGAAUUCCUGCCGGUGGUCGAAACCAAGACAGAGGGAACCGGAACUCGGAUCCCCUUCGAAGAGAAGAAAGGAACUACCAAUAUUUCAGAAGAGGAAGUUAAACCAGAACUGCCUUGGGAAGCCUAUGUCCGAGGAGGUCCCAUCGUCCACAGUGGUGAAGAUGGCUCUGGAUUUGGGGAGCAAGUCAAAGCCGUUGUGACAGAAGAGAGCACAGCCUUGGAAUUCAAGGCCGGGGUGGUCUCCCGGACCCUCGAAGACGAUCUCUCUUCUCGUACUUUGGGCAAGGUCCCUUCGGAAGGGGUCAACCUGGCCGCAAAAGGCCUGAAGCAGCCGCCCGGCGGAGUGAUGCUCCUGAGCGUGUCCAUCCUGCUGGCCGGAGCUGGGGUCACCCUCCUCGUCUUGGGGGCCUUUGUCUUCUCCCGGAGGAGCCGCUGCCAUUCGAACCCAGCACACCAUCCUUCCACUCUUGACACAAGCCUCUGACGCAUUCUUAUCCGCUGUGAAGAAACAGAGUAAAGCAAAACAAUAUGGCUUUGAA
Messenger RNA from Anolis carolinensis (green anole), 1748 nucleotides. Its product is annotated as zona pellucida sperm-binding protein 3. Bases 41 to 1693 code for a protein of 550 amino acids. NCBI's taxonomy places the organism in Eukaryota, Metazoa, Chordata, Lepidosauria, Squamata, Anolidae. The record is from RefSeq and is a predicted model, not a curated record. The transcript is spliced from 12 exons.